Molecule: messenger RNA, 846 nt
Organism: Lodderomyces parapsilosis
Lineage: Eukaryota; Fungi; Ascomycota; Pichiomycetes; Serinales; Debaryomycetaceae
Product: mitochondrial 54S ribosomal protein uL1m
Exons: 1
Coding region: 1-846 (281 amino acids)
Biological process (GO): translation
Cellular component (GO): large ribosomal subunit
Molecular function (GO): structural constituent of ribosome; RNA binding
Source: RefSeq, a predicted model, not a curated record
AUGUUCAAACUAAUACCGCUUCAGCCUCUAAGGCGCAUACUUCCCAAAUGUACUGCUUCACCCACGUGCACAUUCAUACGUUCCUUAGUACAUUCUAAGGAGACCAAGACUCAACUUCAACGAGAAAAGGAUAAGCAAAAGAAGCGUAAAUUGAGACAAGAGUUAAAAUUCAAAUCAUUGGAAAACCCCAUUGAUCAUCCCUUACAUAUGCCAAUUGCUGAAGCUCUCAAUACUAUCAGGUCAUUUGAAGUGGGCAAACCAGCCGAAAAGACGACAAUUACUUGUAAUUUGUAUGUGCGUCAAGAACAAGGUGCUGCUCCCCUAAAUGGAACUGUUGAUAUACCAUUCCCCAUAAACAAGAAAACCAAACCACUUGUAUUUACGACUCAUCACUCGAUAAUUGAAGAGUUGCUGUCAUUGGUUGAUCCACAGUUUUUAGGAGGUAAGGAGUUGAUUGAUAAAUUUGUUAACCAAGAGUUGUUGCCUAAUGAUUUCACUCAUGUUUUUGCAACUAGUGAAAUGGAGAGUCAGUUGAGAGCAGUUGCAAGGAUAUUGGGUCCUGCUGGAUUACAGCCUACAAAGAAGAAGGGCACUGUCACCGAUGACCCUCAAGCUAUUGCAAAUAUCUUGAGAUCGUAUCAGAUUAAACAAAAAGAUUCACAUAUAACGUUUACUGUUGGAAAUGCUACAUUUAGUGAUUUUCAAAUCAUGUCGAACUUGAAGGCAGUAAGUGAUGUCAUUUUUUCACAAAUUGAUCCAAAUGCUUCGAAAAAGACUAGGUUGGGCUACUGCUUCAUUUCAUCGGCAAAUAGUCCAGGGUUAGUUAUCGAUUUUAAACAGGACUAG